AUGUCUAUAUAUGAUACUUCUUCCAACUUGUUCUUGACAAAUGCUGCUGUGAAGGCCAUAGCCUGGUCACCUCACCAGAGCAGCCUCCUCGCAUCUGGAGGUGGGACUGCCGAUUGGUAUAUCCGCUUCUGGAGUACUACAAGUGGGAAUCAAUUAAACCAUGUUGACAAAGGAAGCCAGGUAUGCAAUCUGGCAUGGAGUAGGAAUGUGAACGAGCUAGUCAGCACACAUGGCUAUUCGCAAAAUCAGAUUAUGGUCUGGAAACACCCAUCAAUGACAAAGGUUACUACUCUAACUGGUCAUAGUUUGCUGGUACUCUAUCUUGCCAUGUCAUGGGAUGGUCAGGCAGAGAAGUGGCGUAGGGACAGAAUAAACUCGCAGCUUGCUACUCUCAGUAAGCUAAUCCCCAAGUCUGAAAAGGUUCACUUGGAUAGGCCUGAAGCCAAGAACGCCAUUGGGAAGGAGAUGCUGAGAGGCUUACAAAACACGUUUGUAGCUAUUAUCAUUGGAGUUGGAUGA
Vitis vinifera (wine grape) is the source of this 519-nucleotide messenger RNA. RefSeq names its product protein FIZZY-RELATED 3-like. Gene Ontology annotation, biological process: anaphase-promoting complex-dependent catabolic process; positive regulation of anaphase-promoting complex-dependent catabolic process; positive regulation of ubiquitin protein ligase activity. The record is from RefSeq and is a predicted model, not a curated record. Gene Ontology annotation, cellular component: anaphase-promoting complex. The transcript has 6 exons. Gene Ontology annotation, molecular function: ubiquitin ligase activator activity; anaphase-promoting complex binding; protein dimerization activity. The coding region runs from base 1 to 519 and encodes 172 amino acids. Lineage: Eukaryota; Viridiplantae; Streptophyta; Magnoliopsida; Vitales; Vitaceae.